GAAUUCGAUAAACGAGCAGAAAAACUCUCCAGCCCUCCUCUGCUCUCCUCCUGUCCUCCUGCUAUGUUGUUGUGUGUGAGAGGAGCUCAGAGCGCACUCCUGCUUCUCAUCCACUCUCCUCAGAGCAACAUCUGUGCGCGUGACUCAUCUCCUCUGCUGCUUAAUUUCUCAUUUUGAAAUACAGGUUUAUUUUAUUUCAUUUUAUAUUCUUGUGCUUUUUUUCUGCAAUGGCGAAAUGGUCUCUUUUAUUUUUAUACUUCUUCCAAGGACUACUUCCCAUCAUCUUUGGGCAGCAGCAGCGCACAGCUGGCCCCUGGAGGCACCGGAUUCAGUGGGAGAACAAUGGGCAGGUUUAUAGUUUAAUGAGCACUGGUAUGGAGUACCAGGCUCCCGUUCGGUCCAGGGGCCAGACGAGAGUUUAUGUGAGCAGUAGGAGAGAUGGCACAAGGAGCCAAAUGCCGGUUGCGCACAGAGGAGCGACGCUUGUAAGACCCAGACAGACCGAAUCCAGACAGUUUAGGACUGUUAGCGAGGUGGAACCUGGAUUUGUCAGUCCAGGACAUGAUGCCACACAGUUUGUGCCUUCUAAUGGACGCGCAUCAGGUGCCGCACAGCAGCCUGAGCGCCCUUUCCUCACAGGAGCUGCAAGCUACUCAAGUGCACGACGCGUAAACCCUGAGCACACCACUACAAACUCCUCUGCAGCAGCCGGUAGUUUGACAGAAUUGCCAGCUAGGAGAACAGGUACCGGUGUGGAUACUUCAGCUCUGCACACUAGAGGGGGAGACCCAGGUCCCGGUGCGCAAUACCAACAAUUACGCACGGUGCCAGAUGCCAUAUCUGGCUCCAGGCAGCAGGCGCAGACAGAUCAAUCAGUCCCAGGACAUCCAACAGCUCAGGAGAGGGAAUCUGCAGCCCCUGCUCCUUUCCCAGUGCUGAUAGAGGAUUCAACAAACGAUGCUGUCAGUAACCGAGAGGACAUGAGUAACGAUGACCCUCGAAACCCGCUUAAGAACCACAGGAAUUCUGUUUUCUACAACAUGUAUCCCUCAAGAGGGAGGUCAGGGGCCCGCACUAACCCUCCACCAGGCACAGGACAUGGGACAAGAUAUUUCCAGAAUGGUGAGUGAAGUACCCUAAUCAUAUGAAGGCCAUCACAGUUGGCAUAGAUAUAAGUUAUCUUAAAGAAAAAAGAUUCAUCAGUGCGUUUAAAAAUAUGAAAAAAUCCACCCACCCUUCACUGUCAUCUACCUCUUGAAAACUCUUUUUUUCUGUGUGUGGACAUCUUUUGUAAAACCAGAGAGAAGAAAAACUGUCAGACAAGCAGAAAAAAAAGUCUUAUUUGGUGUUUGGAACACAAACUGACAGCUCGGGAAUGUAAAACAUUUUGAAAUAUGCCAACAAACACAGGCAGCCGCUCUUAUUCUGAGCCAGGACACUGUCUGUCUUAGGGAAAAGUUCUCAGCAGAGAUAAACUGGAAACAAUAGGACAUCAGAAUCACAAAUUGAUGCCUAAUAACUUGGACUGUCCCUUUAAAUUUUCUCCUCAGGUCUACCAGACUUGGUGCCGGAUCCUUAUGCCAUCCAGGCAGGUGCUUAUGUCCAGCGCAUGCAGAUGUACGCGCUCCGCUGUGCAGCUGAGGAGAACUGUCUGGCCAGGUAAUCUGUGCUGCCAAAAGUGAUUCACUCCUUCAGUACGCAGACUAACACACACGCACGCACACACACACGGUUAUUUCCUUUGUUUUAACUGUUCGUCUAAGGUUCAUUUCCCUUGUUUUAGCAGAAAUGUGGGUUGUUUAAAAAUCACCAUGUCUAAUUUUCACCUUGGAAGGUUCUUUGCUCUGUUGAUGGAGUGACAAAACCUGUUUGAUCUUAUUAUGGAGCAGUGAUUCUUCACCGUGAUGUCCUGCCAACACAUAAAUGUUCUGGGUUGAUUUUCCCAAAAGCAGUCAGCACACUGGAACAAACCGUUUGCACUUCAACAAAACUAACGCCGGAGCUCAGCCAGUGGUAUUUUCCAAAGCAGCUCAUGGCUUUUUCUUUCCUGUGAUCCACCUCAGGUCUGCAUAUGGACCAAACGUGAGAGACAUCGACUUCAGAGUCCUCCUGCGCUUCCCCCAGAAAGUGAAGAACCAGGGCACCACUGACUUCCUCCCUGUGAAGCCCAGAUAUCAGUGGGACUGGCACAGCUGCCACCAGUGAGUCCACUCAGAUUUAAACCCACACCACACCCACAAAAACAUGACAAUCUAGACUUCAAAAUAUAGACUAACAAGCUUGUCUGAUCUCUCCUCUGUUUCCAGACAUUUCCACAGCAUGGACGCCUUCAGUAACUAUGACCUCCUGGACACUGUCACUGGACGUAAAGUUGCUGAAGGACACAAGGCCAGUUUCUGUCUGGAGGACACAGGCUGUGACCCUGGAUUCAGGCGACGCUACGCCUGCACAUCUCACACACAGGUAAGUGAGAUGCAUUUACUUCAAGAGCUUUGAGGAGGAGAACAUAAAGUCACAUUUUCCUACUUGAUAUCAAGUCACAAUCUAGUAGAGUCAUUCUGAUUAAGACAUGACAUUUCAGUCACUUAGCAGCUCAGAAGGUGAGAAAUAAGUCACUCUGAAUGGCUCCAAACAAACAAACACGGCUCCAUUUAUGAUAUAAUUUUAUUAAACUGAUCGGACCGAACGUUAGACGUUGUCAGGUCAGCUUUGGAGAAGAUUACAUGUGGUUGGGUCCCGUCAUUGUUAAGCCAUGAUAUAGUUUUGUAGCCGACCGUUUAUCAAAUCAGAUCAUUGACUGAGAAUCAGACCAAGUCUACAUGUGUUUUAUUUGCUCUGGCAGAUGUCUGCUUCUUCUCCGCUCCAGACAGAUUUUCCUGUCUGGCAUUAGUCAGACCAAUCACGGCUUGUUUAUAUGAAAAGUGCAGGUUUGAUACGAUGACAUUUUCAAGACAUUCUGGAGACAUUUAGUAUACAGAGGAGCAUAAUUGAGGCAAUUAAAUGAAUAACAAGAGUGGGUGCAGCGUCAUUAGUACAUAGAAAAGUUAAGUUUGAAUUCUGGGAAUAACCUUUAACAGCUAAAAAACUACUGACAACUAAAACAACAUCGAAAAAAGGAAAAUAAAAUUCUUCAGAUAUUAAAAUUAAGCUGAAAGGCCUCUGGCUAAUUUACCUGUGGAAAUGUGGGCUUAUAAUAAUAAUAAUAAAGGACAUUAUUUUUAAAGAUAUCUGUACAUCUGAGGCUUGAGAUAUCCCAGUUUUAAUUCUCUAGAACUGGUCAAGACCCAGAAUGUACGAUACGACACGACACGAUACGAUACGAUACGAUACGAUAUGAUGCGAUACGAUAUUAUACAAUAUGAUAUGAUAUGAUUUGAUAUGAUAUGAUAUGAUAUAUGAUGUAAUAUAUGGUAUGAUACGACAUGAUAUGAUAUGAUUUGAUAUAAUAUAAUACGAUAUGAUAUGAUAUGAUACGAUCCGAUACACUUUAUUGUCCCCUUAGGGAAAUUUGUCAUGGAUGUAGGUCCUAUAAUUUGAAUUCUUAUUGAUCAGUCUUUUAAAACUUCUUUUUAAUAAUGUAGACCUUUUCAAAACUUUAAAACUUUUUUUGUUUUAGUUACAGCUACUGUGAGGAGUAUCUACUGCUUAUGAAACUGGCUGAAAUUAACGGUGAUGGCUUUAUGGCUACAGGGGCAAGCAAGGCUUUCAAUGACAGGAAUGGAAACUAUUAUGAAGCUGUUUUAAUGCCUGUAACUACUGUGAGGAGGUAGGCGUCAGACUAGAUGAUUUACAGCUCUUUGAAGAAAAAGUUUUAUUUUACCUUUCCAAAGCAAAUAAUUAUAGCGAGUGUCACAUUUUGAUGUUUAAAAUUUGUGAAAUGCCCCUUUUAAUGUUUCAAAUCUUCAUUAGACGAAAGAAAAUAUGACAGUUUAUGCAGAUAAUUAAACAGUCAGGUAGCCAGCCAGUGAGAGUACCUGUAUUUAAUCCCUCAUUAUUCAAAUUAAGUCGAACCAAACCCAGUGGAGGGUUCAAAGCUCUGAUUUAUGCAGUUACUUAGAGGGUGUUUCAAAGUCUGGAUUACACAUCCUCCAUAUCCUGUUCUGAGAAAUGUUUUUAUUACUACACUUCAUGUAUGCCAAUAAGAAAAAAAAUCACAUCCUGAAGACAUUGGAAUAUUUAUUAUAUCUGUUGUCUGGCUCUGUGUUUCUGGCUUUGCACUGCUUCGUUUUAGUGCCGGUGUCUAGUAACAACUCUGCUUCCAAAGACAUGUUUGAAUAACUAAAACUCAAAUCUGCCUCAUUUGCUGCUCUUGUAGGAAAAUAGUCAAAUUCAUCUCGAGUGUCUCAGUCAGACUCUUAAAACUCACUGGAGGGGGUUUAUGAUGUGUUUUCAGGGACUGAGUCCGGGAUGCCACGAUGUCUACGCUGCAAACAUUGACUGUCAGUGGAUCGACAUCACUGACGUGCCUCCAGGGAACUACAUUCUAAAGGUAACUCAGAGUAACACCACAUGACUGUCUUGUCAUAGAGAUUUAUGACACAGAUGUGCCUGCAAAGCAACUUGAACCAUUUUAUUUACACUUUUGCAGGUUACCGUCAAUCCAAAUUUCCACGUGUUGGAGUCAGACUUCACAAACAACAUCGUGAGAUGUGACAUUACAUACACAGGGAUCUACGUGCAGACACGCAACUGCAGAGUGACAAGGUAUGAAUGUUUCUGUUGCAUGUGGGGAUCUGAACACAGAUGAAACUGGGCAACUUCAGCAAAAUACUCGGUAGCACAUACAGUACCUGGGGUUUAUAGCUCUACACAUGCAGAUAAACCCAGCUAUGUUGCUGUUGUGUUUGUACGCAGUGAUGACACUUUAACUCAAAAAAUCGAAUUUUUUCCCACUUCUGUGUUUUUUUCAGGGGUUGAAAUCAUCUCUCGAAAGGUUUUUCUGCAGGAGAUUUGCAGCAAUCAUCUCUCCCUGUUGCCGCAGCAACAUCAACAAACAAAAAGUGCAAUUGGUAAAGUGACCAACUUGUCUUGUGCAUUGAUUAAGCCUUAAUAUUUACACAGUUUUUGUACAUUUUACUUGUGAGACACUCACAUUUACUUGAUUUUUUUAUCUCUACAAAUGUGCCAUCAUUCACAAACAGACAUAUUGGGUGUUUUUGCCUCAAUAUUGUCAAGUAUUGUUGUCUCGUAUGUUUUAUUGUUGAAUGCUGGUUACUUGCUUGAAUCAGUUGUUGUUGCAUGUUGUCUUUGUUUUUUUUGUCUCUGCCUUUUCUUUAUUUUAUGUGCACAUCAUUUUUUUUUCUUUUUGACUUUUAUUUAAAGGACAGGAUAUUCUGCAUUUUUUAAAUUGUCAACACACCUUUUUAAGGAAAUCAAGAUUAGUGAUGUGUUUGUCAGAUGAUGCGACUCUUUAUCUUUUCAGAGUACAAAGUUUGAAAUUUAUGACUUUAGUUUGUUAAACAGCUGUAUUUUUCAUUUUCAUUCAAACAACAAAAAAGUUUAUUUUAAAGGGAUUGAUUUCAGCCUUAAAUUUGAAUUCACCACCUUAUUAUUCAUGGCGAAUUUGCUGGUUUUUGGUAUUAAGUCAAAACAAAAAGGUCCUAAAUUUACAAACUGGUUUCUACCUGAAGAAGUUUUUUCUUGCCACUGUCACUCAUGUUAGAUGAGAUGGGUCAAAUCUGUCCCAUCAUAAGGUUGGGUCUUGGGUCUAGACCUGCUCUUGGAAUAAAAAAGUUAAAGGACAUUGUUGGAGUUUUAUGGCACAAAAGAAGGAUUCAAAGAUGUCACCGAUUAGUUCAUUACCUGCUUGACCCUCAAUUAGAUUUGUUGACGAUGAGAAAAGUCUGGAAUAUCCGCCUUGUCAUCCUUGAACCACUCGCUGGUCACAUCUGUUAAGUAUAUCUCUUGAUGUUAAAUGAUAUGUUUGUUAGUGUCUGUAUGAAUGUGCGCAUGUGUCUGACGGAGAGAAUGGAAAAUGUGGAAAAUCGUUAUUAUAAUUAUCAUUGUUGAAAAGCUCAUCAUUCAAUGUCAGUAUGUUGGAUUCAAUGGAAUAAAGUUGGUGAGGAGUUUCUUA
Molecule: messenger RNA, 6073 nt
Organism: Xyrichtys novacula (pearly razorfish)
Lineage: Eukaryota; Metazoa; Chordata; Actinopteri; Labriformes; Labridae
Source: the annotation of a GenBank genome assembly